Molecule: messenger RNA, 825 nt
Organism: Amoebophrya sp. A25
Lineage: Eukaryota; Dinophyceae; Syndiniales; Amoebophryaceae
Source: the annotation of a GenBank genome assembly
GACAAAUUCAAAUAUGCUUAGAAGCAGCUUGAAUAAUUCUCGUGCUGAAACUUGUUUCUAGUCGUAGUUCUUGAUCUCUAGCUAGUAUCUCCGAGAAUUGCUCUAUCUCUAGCAGCUAGUAUCUCUACCUAGUAUCUCGUUGUCACUAGAAUUUCAGCAACACUCAAAACUGAACGGCAAAAAUGACGUCGAAGCAAUUCCACGACAAGGGAGCUUUUCGCUCCGGCCUCGGCUCGAAAGCCGGUGGCUUCGUUGCGCAGAAGUUUUUUCAUCCUUCCAACCACAGAAACCAGGAGAAGAUGUGGCUUUACGAGGAGCGUGAAAAAGACGCCAAAAAACGCGCUGAGGAACGCACUAUGCGGUUGGAGGAAGAGCGCAAACUAGACGAACUGAGAAAGGCGAAUGCGUUGUUAGGACAGAAGAUGAAAGGCGGAGGCUCGUCUUCGUCGAAAAAUGCUGGUGGUAGUGGAGACAAGAAUGCAAAUGCUGAAGGUGGCUUGCGUGCUGGCAGUAGCAGCAGUGCUGGAGGUGGCUCGAAACCGAAUUUCGACGACAUGUACUCGGCUCUGGCAAUGCGUAAAAACAUCGAAAAGCUGCCGCCGGAGCAACGUGCGGCAGCAAUGGAAACGCAGAAAAGGCUGAAAAAGAUGCGAGAAGAGCAAGCAAGAUUGCUUGGAGGUGGUGAUGGGGCUGGAGAGGAUCCUUCUGGCACUACUGGUUCAUCUUCUUCGCAUAUGAUUUCGUCUAAGGGACUGCUGUUCGACGGCUUGCUAGAUGACGCUGAAGACGGCACACCAGGCGGGAAGCGCAAGCGCAAAAAACGGC